AUGGGUAAUGUCAGCGAGUCCAUGCGCUUUUGCACAAGCAGGUACUUUUUCUGCCGAGAUAGCUGUUGGGAGGUGGAUCCGAGGGAUGGCCCUUUUCCAGGAGUGAUUGACAUGUAUGGUGAUGAAGGAGGUUUGAUUGAAUUUAGAUCCAGUCUCCUGGCUACCCGUGGUUUUGCUGCUCUUUCUCUGCCAUAUUUUGACUUUGAAGAUCUGCCUAAGGUCAUGAAAGAAUUCAAACUCGAGUACUUUGAGGAGGCAGCUAGAUUCCUACAGCGUCACCCAAAGGUGAAGGGGCCAGGAGUUGGAGUGAUUGGGACUGGGAAAGGGGCAGAAUUAGCACUCUCCAUGAUCACCUUCCUGCCAGAAGUAGUGGCUGCCGUCUGUAUCUCCGGCUGUAGUUCAAACACAGUUGCAGACCUCCAUUAUGGUGAGAUGACUCUGCCUGGGCUGCGUUUUGAUAUGAAUAAGGUCAGUGUUUCCGAUGCUGGUGUAUUUGACAUUUUUGAAGCUCUGGAUGACCCAACGAAUCCUGCUAAUUCUCCUUGCACGAUCCCCAUUGAAAAAGCAGAAGGUCACUUUCUCUUAGUGGUGGGGGAAGAUGAUCGUAUGUGGAAGAGCUCCUUAUAUGCUGAGCUGGCAAUCAGGCGUCUACGCCAGCAUGGGAAAGAGAACUUUGAACUCUUGAGUUAUCCAGGAGCAGGUCACCGAAUUGAUCCUCCUUCUACUCCAUUUUGUCAGGUAGCUAUGGAUCGUGUUCUGGGGGUGCCUGUUCUGGGGGGUGGAGAGAGCAAAGCGCAUGCCCAUGCACAGGAACACUCCUGGGGAAAGAUUCGGGAGUUUCUGCACUUGCAUUUGGGAUGAACACUUAAGCAUCUGCAAGCUGUUGCAGAACUGCAGAGGACUGAGCUUGAGCCACCAAAAUGACUGGUGAAUUGGAGGGACUGACAGAGAAUAGCUUUGAAAUACGAAAUAACCAAAUGACUACUUAGCUACGAGUAU
Messenger RNA from Cariama cristata (Red-legged seriema), 999 nucleotides. RefSeq names its product acyl-coenzyme A thioesterase 2, mitochondrial-like. The transcript is spliced from 3 exons. Bases 1 to 861 code for a protein of 286 amino acids. Gene Ontology annotation, biological process: acyl-CoA metabolic process; fatty acid metabolic process. Gene Ontology annotation, molecular function: fatty acyl-CoA hydrolase activity. NCBI's taxonomy places the organism in Eukaryota, Metazoa, Chordata, Aves, Cariamiformes, Cariamidae. The record is from RefSeq and is a predicted model, not a curated record.